AUGAAGUUUCAUUGCUUCACCUUGAAAAGGAAAAUUUCACUUUUUUCUGAAAACGCACAAAAUAAAAAAAUUUGUAUUGCACUAUGCAAACAUUUCAUGAAAUUUUUGUUAAACAGCCUUUUAAGGAAAAUGCCGAAAAAUGUAUCCAAAGAAACGGCAAAAAACGUAAUUGAAAAUAUUCCCAGCUAUAUAAAAAAAAAGGAUGAAUAUUUUUUAAUAAAUCUGCGUGUCAAGCCUAAUUCUAAGAACACAUCCAUAUAUUUUAACUCAGACAAAGAAGUGCUGAACAUUAACAUACAAGAGCAACCAAUAAACAACCAAUCCAAUGUUGCCAUCAUAGAAUAUUUUUCAGACAUUCUGCACGUGAAAAAAAGAGACAUAUCUAUCGUUUCCGGAUUAAAAUCAAGGGACAAAGUUUUAAUGGUUUCAAAUAUAUCCUUGGAUGAUUUAAAUAGCAAUAUUAUUGAAAAUGUCGAAUAA
Plasmodium gonderi is the source of this 480-nucleotide messenger RNA. RefSeq names its product conserved protein, unknown function. The transcript is spliced from 6 exons. Lineage: Eukaryota; Apicomplexa; Aconoidasida; Haemosporida; Plasmodiidae. The coding region runs from base 1 to 480 and encodes 159 amino acids. The record is from RefSeq and is a predicted model, not a curated record.